UCUGCCCCAAUUAUUUCUUUCUGAUUUUAAAGGGUUUCUGCAAAUUCCAUUCUAACACUAAUUCAAAAAAACCCUAAAUCUUGAUUCUUUUAACUUCAUUUUUUUCUACUUUUUUCAUAAAACCCAUCAUUAUCUUCCAAAAUCUUGCUUAAUAUCUUCUGGGGUUUGUUUAAAACUGUCAAAGUUGUAACCUUUAUAGUGGGCAUGUGUUAGAUUUUCUUGAAGUUGAUGUUUUGGGCACAAUUUCAAUUCAAUAGUGCAGUGUUUCUUGAUAUCUUGCCGUUGACUUUUUUGAGUGAUCAAGACUGUUUGACCAUCAAUCUUUUGGUAUAAACAUAAUCAAGUUUAGUUUUUGACUGAUGAUUUAGGCCUCUUUUUGGAGUGAAAGUUUUUAGCUUGUGGCGAAAAUCGGCAUAUACAUUUUGUUUGUUUGAUAAUUAGUUUAUGUGUAAAUGGAUGAUUCUGGGGUGGAAUCAAAGCUCAUGGUGAAUGGGAAUCAAGAAAAGGUAGUAGAAGAUGAAGUCGAUGAAUCUAAGAAAUUGUUAUUGCCUAAAAAAGGCGGAUUAUCGAAGAAAAAAUCAGGAAAGAAACAGAGGAAAGUGCAGUGGAAUGAUAGAAAUGGAUCUAAACUUACUGAAGUUUUGGAAUAUCAGCCAAGUGACGUGAGUGAUUCAGAAGAUGAAGAAUCGGAUGCUUGCAUAUGUAUCAUAAUGUAGAUCUUACACGUACCAGCUUUCUUGGCUGCAUAUACUAUUCAGUUAAUAUUCUUGAAUCUUGAUGUUCUGUCGUAUUAUAGAGUACUUGAUCAUAGUGUGAAACGUUAUUGGUUAUAUAAUUGAACAGGAGAAAAAUUACUCUUGCAGAUAGUUGUCAUGUGUACACUAAUAUGUUUUAAAUUUUUAAUCAAAUUUUGGUUACA
Molecule: messenger RNA, 919 nt
Organism: Erigeron canadensis
Lineage: Eukaryota; Viridiplantae; Streptophyta; Magnoliopsida; Asterales; Asteraceae
Exons: 2
Coding region: 453-716 (87 amino acids)
Source: RefSeq, a predicted model, not a curated record